CCCACACACUCGUCUGCUUUUCCUGCUCGGAUGCAUCCUCCAACUGGGCUUGCCUGACGCCUGUCAAGUGUGGGGAGAAUGAAAACCACUGUGUCACGACCUAUGUUGGAGUGGGACUCGGCAGCAAGUCCGGGCAGUCCAUCUCCAAGGGCUGCUCUCCCAUCUGCCCCAGCGCCGGGAUCAACCUCGGCAUAGCCGCUGCCUCCGUCUACUGCUGCGACUCCUUCCUCUGCAACAUCAGUGGAUCCAGCAGUGUCAAAGCCAGCUCCGUGGUCCUGGCCUUGGGGGUCCUCGUCAGCUUCAUCUACGUCCUCAGAGCUCGGGAGUGA
This is a messenger RNA of Merops nubicus (carmine bee-eater), 329 nucleotides long. Its product is annotated as lymphocyte antigen 6E. The transcript is spliced from 2 exons. The annotation marks the transcript as partial. The record is from RefSeq and is a predicted model, not a curated record. Gene Ontology annotation, molecular function: acetylcholine receptor inhibitor activity. NCBI's taxonomy places the organism in Eukaryota, Metazoa, Chordata, Aves, Coraciiformes, Meropidae.